Messenger RNA from Neohortaea acidophila, 534 nucleotides. RefSeq lists its product as uncharacterized. The coding region runs from base 1 to 534 and encodes 177 amino acids. Lineage: Eukaryota; Fungi; Ascomycota; Dothideomycetes; Mycosphaerellales; Teratosphaeriaceae. The transcript is spliced from 2 exons. The record is from RefSeq and is a predicted model, not a curated record.
AUGCGCACUCAAAUCCUCGCCUCCGUCUCCCUCCUCGCCGCCGGCGCCUACGCCCAGGCCUGCCUGACCACCGCCGAAGCGCAGCUCGUCGCCGACAACUUCCAGGCCCUCAUCGACCAGCCCUUCAGCAUCCCGCUCGCCGAGGCCGCACUGACCGAAGACUACGUCGACUGGGCCAGCGGCGUCAACACCCUCAUCAACUCCGGCUGCGCCGCGCCCCUCAGCCUGACCGGCCCCACCUUCACCAACCGCACCGACUUCAUCAAGGGCCAGAGCGGCCAGGCGCCCAUUGGCUUCCAGAUCCUCAACCUGUGGAACAACUGCGACACCGUCAUGCUGCGCUGGAGGGGCACCAACCUCGGCGGCCCGACGACCCCGGCCGAGGACACCACCGGCAUGAUUGUGCUCGAGGUUGUGCAGAACACCUCGUCCACCACCCAGCCGUGGCAGAUCCAGACCUCCUACUCGGAGUUCAACAGCGGUGCAUGGCUCUACGACUUGGGUGUCUUCAAGCCCACCAACUGCACCUCUUAG